AUGCCGCCAGUCGUGAAGCCGGAAGCGGUGUUGAAGCGCUCCGAGGAGCUGAUCAAUGUGGGGCAGGCUUCGGCGGCGCUUCAAGCGCUGCACGAGUUUACGUUCUCCCGGCGCUUCAAGCAGGGCCCGGUUGCCUCGCUUGAGCCGCUAAUGGAACGUUUCAUGGAGCUGUGUGUGGACCAGCGCCGUGGACGUGCUGCUAAGGAGGCACUACUGCAGUACAAGAAUGCAUUCCAGAACACAGACCCUCAGUCGAUUCGGGACGUGAUUCACCACUUUGUCAAGCACGCCGACGCUAAGGUGGCCGAAGCCCGCAGUCGCGCGGAUGCAGCAGCGGAGGAACUUGACGUGGAUGAUCUGGAAGAGAGCGAGACGCCUGAGAGCAUUUUGCUCGGCAGUGUGUCUCAGGACCAGGAGCGCGACCGCACUGACCGCACGCUUGUCACGCCCUGGCUCAAGUUCCUGUGGGAGGCGUACCGCACGGCUCUGGAUAUCCUGAAGAACAACACGCGCUUGGAGACAGCUUACCAGCAGAUUGCAGACCAGGCACUGCACUUUUGUCUGCAGCACCAGCGCAAAACCGAGUUCCGCCGCCUGUGUGAGGUACUGCGCCAGCACCUGCAGAGCGUGGCGCGCUCGACGCACCACACGAAUGCAAUUGACUUCAGUGAUGCCGACACGCUGCAACGCCACCUCGACACGCGCUUCACGCAGCUAAACAGCGCCGUCGAGCUCGAGCUAUGGCAGGAGGCAUUCCGCAGCGUCGAAGACGUGCACAACCUGCUUACGCUGGCGAAGCGGGCGCCCAAGCCGGCCAUGAUGGCGAACUACUACGAAAAGCUGACUCGCAUUUUUAUUGUCAGCGAAAACCAUCUUUUCCACGCUGCUGCGUGGAACCGCUACUUUGCGCUUAUGCGUUUGCAGGCGCACACCGAAGAGGAGAGUGCACGCAUGGCCUCGUUCGUACUGCUCAGUGCGCUUGCCGUGCCUGUGAUUGCCUCAACGGCCCCUGGCACCGGGAACGUGGCCAAGGGCCGCCCCGACUUUUUGCAGGCUGACUCCGAAACGCGGCAGCGCACCGGACGGCUCAACUCGCUUCUGGGCUUAAACAAGACACCGACGCGUGCGGGUUUGCUGCGCGAGGCGCUGAACCGCAAUGUGCUGCGCCGUGUUCGCCCCGAGCUGCGCGAGCUGUACAACAUCCUCGAGGUGCAGUUCCACCCUCUCUCAAUCUGCGAGAAGAUCGAGCCGAUCCUGGGCCAGAUCGCUCAGGACCCCGACAUGGCCAAGUACGUCAAGCCCCUGCACUCGGUGGUGCUCACGCGCCUAGUGCAGCAGCUGAGCCAGGUUUACGACUCAGUGAAGCUUGAGCAGGUCAUGCAGCUUGUGUCAGCGUUCAAGGCGCCUUACUCUUACACGAGCGCUGACAUUGAGAAGUUCUGCCUGAAUGCCUGCAAGCGCGGCCAUGUCAACUUGCGCAUCGACCAUGUUUCGCGCGCGAUCACCUUCCAGGAUGACGUGUUUGCGGCGGACAUGCACCCCGCACUGGUGAGCGCAAGCGAGACGGACACCGUGCGUCUGCAGGCCAAGCCGUCGGAGCUUGUGCGCACGCAGCUAGCGAGCCUGGCAGUGAGCCUCGAUAAAUCGCUGCGCGUCCUCGACCAGGGUGUCUUUGAGCAAGCCCAGGCAGCGCGUGCAAGUGCAAUGCAGCGCGCCAUUGAGGCUGCCGCCGAGGAGCAUCGCGCGGUUGUGGAGCGCAAGGCCACGAUUGAGCGCCGUCGCGAGCUGCUGCGCGAGAUGGCGCGCCGCAAGGAGGAGGAAGAGGCGGUCGCCAAGGCGGAGCGCCUGCGCGAGCAGGCGGAGGCGGAGCAGCGCCGCUUUGUGGAAGAGGCACGCCGUCGCGAGCUUGAGCAUGUUCGCAAGGAAAUGGAGGCGGCCAAGCUCGAGGAGGCGCGCAAGAUGGCGCAGUCGCUCAAGGAGCGGGGCGGUCUUAAGCUCUCCGAAGAAGAGUUUGCGUCGAUGGACACGGAAAAACUCGUACAAUUGCAGGUCGAGCAGAUCGAGAAGGAGAAGAAGGACCUGAGCGAGCGGCUGCGCACGGUGCAGCGCCGCAUGGACCACCUGGAGCGUGCGUACCGCCGCGAGGAGCGCCCGCUGCUAGAGGCGGACUACGAGCGCCAGAAGGCGGCCGACCGGGAGAACCAUGUGCGUGCGCAUGCGGCGCGUGUGGCAGUCGCGCGCGAGCGCCACGAGGUCGACAUGGCGAUGAAAGCGACACUGUCGUCGAUGAUGCCCGACUACGAGUCGCUCAAGCGCAAGCUGUUAGAGAAGCGACAUGCUGUGUUCGAGGAACACAGGAAGCAAGCGGAGGUCCGCAUCGAGCAGGAGAAGGAGCAGCGCCGCGCCGAUGUCAUCCGCGCGCGCGAGGAAGCCGAACGCCAUGCAGCCGAAGAGGCCGCGCAGCGUGCGCAGCGCGAGAAGGAGGACGCCGCGCGUCUCGAGCGCCAACGUGCGGACGAGGAACGCCAGGCCCAGCUCGAGGCGCAGAAGCGCGCCGAGAUCGAGGAGCGCCAGGCCUCGCUACGCCGCCAGUCGGACAUGCAGGCCGCCCAGGAGGCCCGCGCGCACGAGCGGCUCGAGGCAUCGCGCCAGGAAGCCGCGUCCCGCGCCGAGUCUGCGGACACAUGGCGUCGGGGCCCGCCGGCGGCGUCCAGCGGCGCGUCCGAUCCCAUGUUUGCCAACCGCCGCUACCGUCCUGGCGAUUUGUCGCGCAACCGUGGUCCGGGUGGUGGCAUGAUGCCACCGCCAUCGGCACCGCGUGCGCCUAUGUCGAGUGCGCCCCCGCCUAGCGCGCGCCCCGAGGGCGGCAGCGGGCGGUACGUCCCUGGUGCCUUUUCGCGCAUGCGCCAGCAGGGCGGCACGGGUAAUGCGCCACCGCGUACCUCUCAGGCAGACCAGGACGGCUUCACUACCGUCAAGCCCCGCACAGGCGUGUACCGCCCGCCUGGCGCUCGCUAA
Messenger RNA from Malassezia sympodialis ATCC 42132, 3018 nucleotides. RefSeq names its product translation initiation factor eIF3 core subunit a (gene RPG1). Lineage: Eukaryota; Fungi; Basidiomycota; Malasseziomycetes; Malasseziales; Malasseziaceae. Gene Ontology annotation, cellular component: eukaryotic translation initiation factor 3 complex, eIF3e; multi-eIF complex; eukaryotic translation initiation factor 3 complex, eIF3m. The record is from RefSeq and is a predicted model, not a curated record. Gene Ontology annotation, molecular function: translation initiation factor activity; mRNA binding. Gene Ontology annotation, biological process: translation reinitiation; formation of cytoplasmic translation initiation complex.